GCAUGUAUUCACAUCACUCACAGCAGAGUCACCUCCCUAACCUCCCACUCUUCCAGUGGUAGGGGGAUGUGACGGAUCUAAGCCCGAUUAGACUUCUUAUACGCGACUUGAGCGGUGAACACUAACCAGUUAUCAUGGGGGGGCACCGUGUGGAUUGGUCUUUUUUACUGCAGGCGAAAUAGUGCGCGUGACCCUACCCUGCAUCUUUCUUUUCGGUGCACUAGUAGCUGUACGCGCCAAGCCCCUUCUUAUACCCACGCCCGCCCACUUCAACCUCCCAGCAAAAUACACACACGCGCGCACGCAGUCCCGCACGAACUAAAGGCUCCCACACACACACACACACAGGGCUUUUGAUCUCCACGUCCCGAGGAAGAAAGCUAGCCCGUCCGGCCGGCCGGAAAUGUUCCGCCAUUCCUCGUCGGCGCCUUCGUACGGCGACGCCUACAUGCAGGCGGCCCUGGCCGCCGCCGUCCCGACCCAGAUCCCUCGCCCUUCCGUCGGGGGGUACUUCGACGGCGGCAAUGUCGGCGGAGCGUUCCCUCCCUUGGCCGCGGCCUCGUCUCCGCCGUCGUCCUACUCGUCGUCGCUCCAGUCGUCCUACUACAACAACAUCCACAGGAGCAUCAGCGCGCACUCGCUCCCGCUCCCGCUCCACAUCCAGCUCGGCGACAGCCUCGGGGGCGGCGGCGCAUUCUUCUCGUCCUCGUCGCCGUCCCCUCACCAGCAGCUGUCUUUGCCUCCCAUGUCCUCCUCCCCGUCCUCCUCCUGCGGCGACCUGUACGAUUUCAGCAGCUCGGCUUGCACAGUCCGCCGCGUCUUCAGCACCGGCGAUCUCCAGGGGAUGAACGGAUCGUCGCCGGUGCCGUCGGGCGACAGCUGCGGCCAAGACGCCGGAGGAGGCCCGUUCUCGCACAAGGUCGGCCGAUACAGCGCCGAGGAGCGCAGGGAGCGGGUCGAGAGAUAUCGCCUGAAACGCCACCAGCGGAACUUCACCAAAAAAAUCACUUACGCCUGCAGGAAGUCGCUGGCCGACAGCCGGCCGAGGGUGAAGGGCCGGUUCGCGAGGAACGGCGGCGAGGCGGAGGCGGAGGCCGACGACAGGGAGGCGUCCGACAACAGCUACGACUACUGCGGGUACAGCGAGCCCAGCAACCAGAGCACCGGGAACAGCCGCCGCUACCACGGCCAGCAGCAUGUCACGGACGACAGCGUCUGCAACGGCGGCGCUGCAGCGUUCGCCGGAGCCGGCGACAAUGGCGACUGGUGGUGGCGGGCGCCGGGGGCGGAGGGGCCGCGGCAGGUCGGCUUCGACGUCGACGAGGAGAUGUGGGCCACCCUGGGCGACAUGCUGUCCGUGAACCUGGCAUCGUAGUAGGCGAUGGAUGGGUCGGUGGAGCCGUUAGUGGUUUUUGGUGGGGUCCGUCGGGCGCACCAGACGGCAGCACUAGCAUCGCCCGGUCAGGUCAGGUCAGGGACAGGGUGGCGGCUCAGCUCAGCUGCACAGUGUGGCCAUGGAGGAGCGAUCGAGGUCACAGUGGCGCCCGUUGACCUUGUCCCCUCUGGGGCUGUAUUAUUGUAACCUUUAGCCAGAAACAUCAUGAGAGUCGUCGGAGACAAAAGGAGAGAGACCCAUCGCCGGCCGGCCUUCUCGUGUUAGACUUUGAUGAGAACAGCUUCGCUUGUGUGUUCCGUGAGUUCCCGGUUACGUACUUCCGUGUAUAAAAAAAGGGUUGAAAAAAAUCAUCCGCCCCACUCCCGAUCGAGUCCAAGUGCAUGCAUGC
Hordeum vulgare subsp. vulgare (domesticated barley) is the source of this 1784-nucleotide messenger RNA. Its product is annotated as zinc finger protein CONSTANS-LIKE 2-like. Gene Ontology annotation, molecular function: protein binding. Gene Ontology annotation, biological process: regulation of flower development. The coding region runs from base 404 to 1375 and encodes 323 amino acids. Gene Ontology annotation, cellular component: nucleus. The transcript has 3 exons. Lineage: Eukaryota; Viridiplantae; Streptophyta; Magnoliopsida; Poales; Poaceae. The record is from RefSeq and is a predicted model, not a curated record.